AUGAAUCCUCUUAUACGGCCAGAGAAUGUAUGGCUACCCAGGAAUCAGACCAAUCACCACCACGAACGCGCGAAUAGUACUUUCCAGGCCCUUAUGGCCGGCUUCAGGCGAUUGCAACUUCAAUGGGGCAUCAUGAACAAAACAAUCAUGGCCUGCUCUAUGCUUCGCCCCUUUAUUGGCAAAAAGUGGAUGCAUGGGCUGGCUACACGGCCUACAACAGAGCCCCUCGUUCGCCCAAAGAACAGUACAAAGGAACUUCUGGUGGUUAUUCCAGACCUACCCAACGUGCUCGAGCGCCGCCUGGCCAUUCGCCCUAGGCAUUCCCCCAACUUCGUGCGGCUUCAUCAACAAGGCUACGUUUCAUGGGCCGUAUCUCCGUCAUUUCCUGACCGCACGACCUCUCCACCAAGCAACAUGACCGACAACGAGCCUAUUGCAAUAGUAGGCAUGGCCUGCCGCUUUGCCGGCGCCUCAUCCACAGACGAGUUCUGGCAGAUGAUCCAGCAGGGGCGCACUGGUCACUCGCGCAUCCCUAAGCGGAGUUGGGAUGCAGACGCCUGGUUCCAUCCAUCAAGGCAACGACUGGGCGCAACCUGCACGACCUCAGGCUUCUUCCUCGACGAUGUCCCCCAUUUUGACGCGCCUUUCUUCUCCAUCACUGCGCGCGAGGCGGAAGUAAUGGACCCAAUGCAGCGUCUCGUUUUGGAAGUAGCGUAUGAAAGCUUUGAAAAUGGUACUUCGGCCCACCCCUUUUACCAGAAUCUGAUGUAUGCCAAGGCACCGCUGAGACCAUUUAGCUGGCAUUCCAAUGGAAAAGCUAGCGAGAAGCAGGACGGCAGUGUACAGCGGCGUCAUGACGGCCGACUACCAAGAGAUCGCCGAGCAUGA
This is a messenger RNA of Aspergillus nidulans FGSC A4, 888 nucleotides long. RefSeq names its product putative polyketide synthase. The coding region runs from base 1 to 888 and encodes 295 amino acids. The record is from RefSeq and is a predicted model, not a curated record. NCBI's taxonomy places the organism in Eukaryota, Fungi, Ascomycota, Eurotiomycetes, Eurotiales, Aspergillaceae. The transcript is spliced from 5 exons. Gene Ontology annotation, molecular function: acyltransferase activity.